AUGAUUAGCAAGUAUUUUUUUGAAAUUGUGUUGCUGUUGCUAGCCUCUUUUACUUUUUCCUCCCUAGAACUUAAACUGGUUAUCUUCCAGCAAAGAAGAGUGAACAGAGAGAGCUUCAAACUUGACAAUGCAUUGCAAACCUCCACCAUCCAACAGUGUCUACCACACAGGAAAGACUUCCUGCUUCCCCAGAAGUCUGUGAAUCCUUGCCAGUACCAGACCAGACAGGCACUAGCGAUUCUGCACGAAAUGCUUCAGCAGAUCUUCAGCCUCUUCAAAGCAAAGAUUUCUCUGGAUGGUGGGGAAGAAAGCCACGUGGAAAUGUUCCUCAUUGUUCUUCAUCAACAGCUUGAAUACCUAGAAGCACUGACAGAGCUGGAAGCAGAACAGAAAAGUGGCUCCUUGAGGAAUUAGAACCUUAGGUUACAGGUAAAAAUGUACUUCCGAAGAAUCUGGGGUUUCCUGGAAAAUGAGAAAUACAGCAGCUGUGCCUGGACCAUCGUCCAAGUAGAAAUCAAGCGGAUUCUGUUCUUUGUGUUCAGACUCACAGAAAAACUGAGUGAGCAAGGAAGGGACCCUGACUGAUGUGGAAAAAGGUGCCAAAUGCAGUUUUUAAAAGCAUGGGGUAGGUGGAAGGGUGCAGACACUGUUAUUUCUUC
Condylura cristata (star-nosed mole) is the source of this 659-nucleotide messenger RNA. RefSeq names its product interferon, epsilon (gene IFNE). The record is from RefSeq and is a predicted model, not a curated record. Gene Ontology annotation, cellular component: extracellular region. Gene Ontology annotation, biological process: T cell activation involved in immune response; response to exogenous dsRNA; B cell differentiation. Gene Ontology annotation, molecular function: type I interferon receptor binding; cytokine activity. Lineage: Eukaryota; Metazoa; Chordata; Mammalia; Eulipotyphla; Talpidae.